Periophthalmus magnuspinnatus is the source of this 2199-nucleotide messenger RNA. RefSeq names its product sirtuin 7 (gene sirt7). Gene Ontology annotation, molecular function: NAD+ binding. The record is from RefSeq and is a predicted model, not a curated record. The coding region runs from base 91 to 1176 and encodes 361 amino acids. The transcript is spliced from 10 exons. Lineage: Eukaryota; Metazoa; Chordata; Actinopteri; Gobiiformes; Gobiidae.
GCUAGUGAUCCAUGAGCCUCAGACUUCCGGUAUGCACACGUCGGCCGUUGUUUUGAAUAAAUGUUUCUCAGCUGAUUUUGCAGCAGGACCAUGGAAGAAGAGGCAAGCACUGUUUUUUCCUCGCGGUCCGAGAGAAAAGCACUAGAAAAGGCAAAAAUACUACAACGAGAAAGGGAACGGACGAUUUUCAAAUUGGUAGGAAAGGUCUUGAAGAAGCCCGAAGCGGAGCGGUCAGAAGAGGAGGCCGCGGUGCUGGAGCUGCACCGGGACACGGUGGAGGAACUGUGUAAGAGGGAGAUCCGCAGGAACGUGCUCAAGAGGAAGCAGGAGGAGGUUUUUGAUGAUGCUGAUGAGUUGAAAUCCAAAGUGAGGCAGCUGGCUUUUGCUGUUAAACAAGCAAAAAACCUGGUUGUUUACACCGGCGCUGGCAUAAGCACAGCUGCCUCUAUCCCAGACUACAGGGGUCCAAAUGGGGUUUGGACACAGCUGCAGAAAGGGCGGAGUAUCAGUUCAUCUGAUCUUAGCAAAGCAGAGCCGACAUACACACAUAUGUGCAUUAAAACAAUGCAUAAGGAAAAGCUGGUUACACAUGUUGUGUCACAAAAUUGUGAUGGACUUCAUGUGCGUAGCGGUCUCCCAAGACAAGCCUUAUCUGAGCUCCAUGGAAAUAUGUUUAUUGAGGUCUGUACCUCAUGUUCUCCUGUAAGGGAGUAUGUGCGUUUAUUUGACGUUACUGAACGGACUUCACUUCACCGACACAGCACAGGGCGUAAGUGUAGCCACUGCGGAAGUGAACUGAUAGACACUAUUGUGCACUUUGGGGAACGAGGAACGCUGGAACAACCUCUGAACUGGGAAGGAGCAGCACAGGCUGCCAGGAAUGCAGAUCUCAUUCUCUGUUUAGGCUCAAGUCUAAAGGUGCUGAAAAAAUAUCCAUGUUUAUGGUCCAUGAACAAACCUGCAACUAAGCGGCCACAGUUGUACAUUGUCAAUCUUCAGUGGACACCAAAAGAUGAUUUGGCAGUGCUUAAAAUUCAUGCCAAAUGUGAUGACGUUAUGAAACUUCUAAUGGAGGAGCUAAAUAUACAUGUUCCACCCUAUAACAGGACGGAGGAUCCCCAUCUUUACUUGGGCUACGCUUUUACAGCCAGAAGAGGCCAACACUCAUUCUCGUGAAGUCAUUACUCCAUCUGCAGAAGCAAGGAACAUCAGGAAACAUCUCUCUGCUCACUCUGAAGGUCUCCACAGAAACCCCAGCUGUUCAAGGAGGUUGGUUUGGACGAGGUUAUCGCAAAGGAAGAAUGUGGGAAGAAAAAAAAUAUGUAAUUACCCAAUUUGAAUGCGAUAAUGAACCCUUCUUUUCUUGGAGGAUAGGCAAAAUGUGUUAUGCACAUGUAGGUGCUAUUUUAAGUUUACUGAAGAUGCUGGACUCUUUUGUUGUGUGUUAAAGGUCUUAUAUUUGUUACUCCGUUGUAACAACUAAAACACAGUAUACCUCAGGAUUUGGGGUUGUUCUUUGUUUACGAUGUAUAUUACUAAAAUGAUCAUGCAUUAGAUUGUAUGCAGAGUUUACCAAGUAUGUAGAAAGUUUAUUCCAGAGAAAUCCACCCAUUAUUCAAUGAAGGAUUUUCAGUGUCAUAUUAGCGGAAAUUGGGUGAUUAGGCCAAUGCUUAAUUUAGAUUUAGAACAUCAUUAAACAGACGCUGAUUAAGGCUUCUUUUUCAAGGUUUUCUUUACUUAAAUGAUGCAUAAUUGGAUUUUUUUUUUCUCUUUUGUAUGUUUGCACUGUUGAAAUUAUAUUUUCCAUAAUGAUCUUUUGCUUUUAACAUUAUUUAAUCUUUAAUUGCUGCUGAUGCUAGCUAAGUCCAUUGUUACUUUACUCAGGUCAAGACCUAGUUUACCUGUUUAUUGUUUACAUUUUUAUCUCAACUUUGUUGCUAAUAAGGCAGAAUUAGGUGUGCUCACUCCUGAAUGACUUGUGUUGUUUGUUUUCUAAUCGUGUAAUACACAUACUUGGGGGGAUCACCAAACUGAUGUAUUUACUAUCUCAGGAAGAUUCUGUAUUAUGUGUCCUAUUCAGGUGCUUUGAGCCUUCAGAUAUUAAGGCUUUACUGAAAAACCAGCAUGUGUGAAAACGCUAGUUCAAUGCUGGAAAUGUGGCACCACGGUUUUGAUAUUAAAAUAAGGUUGAAUUUAGUC